UCCCGGCGGCGGCGCUGCGGAGGCUCCCGGGAGCCCGGCGGCGGCGCGGGGCGGCGAGCGGGCCGGCGAUCGGGGGAGCCUCCCAGGCCGGCCGCGUGGGCCGAGCAUGGCGGGCUCCCUGCCUCCCUGCGUGGUGGACUGCGGCACCGGGUAUACCAAGCUUGGCUACGCAGGCAACACAGAGCCACAGUUCAUUAUCCCUUCAUGUAUCGCCAUCAGGGAGUCGGCAAAGGUGGUGGACCAAGCCCAGAGGAGGGUACUGAGGGGAGUUGAUGACCUGGACUUCUUCAUAGGGGACGAAGCCAUAGAUAAACCCACAUACGCCACCAAGUGGCCAAUAAGACAUGGAAUAAUUGAAGACUGGGAUCUGAUGGAAAGGUUCAUGGAACAAGUGAUUUUUAAAUAUCUUCGAGCUGAACCUGAGGAUCAUUAUUUUUUAAUGACAGAACCGCCACUGAAUACACCAGAAAACCGAGAGUAUCUCGCGGAAAUUAUGUUUGAAUCGUUCAACGUCCCAGGACUCUACAUUGCGGUUCAGGCAGUGCUGGCCCUGGCCGCCUCGUGGACAUCGCGACAGGUGGGCGAACGCACGUUGACGGGGAUCGUCAUCGACAGCGGGGACGGGGUCACCCAUGCCAUCCCAGUGGCAGAAGGCUACGUGAUUGGGAGCUGCAUCAAGCACAUCCCCAUCGCAGGGCGGGACAUCACCUAUUUCAUCCAGCAGCUGCUGCGGGAGCGGGAGGCGGGGAUCCCCCCAGAGCAGUCGCUGGAGACCGCCAAAGCCAUCAAGGAGAAAUACUGCUACAUCUGCCCUGACAUAGUCAAGGAGUUCGCCAAGUACGACGUGGAUCCUCGGAAGUGGAUCAAACAGUACACGGGGAUCAACGCCAUCAACCAGAAGAAGUUCGUCAUAGAUGUCGGCUACGAAAGGUUCCUGGGCCCUGAGAUUUUCUUUCACCCGGAGUUUGCCAACCCGGAUUUCAUGGAGUCCAUCUCGGAGGUGGUUGAUGAAGUCAUACAGAACUGCCCCAUCGACGUUCGCCGUCCGCUGUAUAAGAAUGUCGUUCUUUCGGGAGGCUCCACGAUGUUCAGGGAUUUCGGACGUCGCCUGCAGAGAGACUUAAAGAGGGUGGUGGAUGCCAGGCUGAAGCUCAGCGAGGAGCUCAGCGGCGGCAGGAUAAAGCCCAAGCCUGUGGAGGUCCAGGUGAUAACGCACCACAUGCAGCGCUACGCCGUGUGGUUCGGAGGCUCCAUGCUGGCCUCAACUCCGGAGUUCUUGCAGGUCUGCCACAGCAAGAAGGACUACGAGGAGUGCGGCCCGAGCAUCUGCCGCCACAACCCCGUCUUCGGGGUCAUGUCUUAGUGGGGCUUGGGCGCCGCCCCGCAGUGGUGUCGUCGGAGCGCAAGUGUCCUUCAGACCCGGAGUCGACGGGCCCUGUACGUAGAGCGCGGGCGUGGUGUCCCAGUGCAUGCGGCGCCGCCCGCCGGACAGCUCGCCAAGCCAUCUGCGCGCCCGCCCCGCCCUCGCCCCGCCCCUCACCUCGCCCCGCCCCAUUCCUAACCCUCGCCCCACCCUGUCCCUCGCCCUGCCCAUCACUCCGCCCAUUUCCCCGCCCGGCCCUCACCCCGCCCCCUUGCCUCGCCCCAUUUCCAACCCCGCACUGCCUCUCACCUUGGCCAUCUUCCCUUCCCGCCCCGCCCCUCUAUGCCCUCACCCCGCCCCUCACCUCUCCAUGCCACCCGCACCCCCCCACCCGCCCU
Molecule: messenger RNA, 1761 nt
Organism: Cervus elaphus (red deer)
Lineage: Eukaryota; Metazoa; Chordata; Mammalia; Artiodactyla; Cervidae
Gene: ACTR3B
Product: actin related protein 3B
Exons: 12
Coding region: 107-1363 (418 amino acids)
Cellular component (GO): actin cortical patch
Molecular function (GO): actin filament binding
Source: RefSeq, a predicted model, not a curated record